GGGAGGCAAAAAAUGCUAAAUCCAGAGCUCUGUUUGCAGACUUCAAGGGGAGGGGGUGUUCAUGUGCUCUGCUAAAGAGGCAAGGUAGGAAAUGCACUGACUGGGGCAUUCUGCACAGGCUGCUUGUCCCAGAAUAGCUGGGGAGCUGAUGCUGUCAUUCCUGAGGAACAGCGGGGACUGUAUUUUCCUUCUGGAAGGAAGAGGAGAACCUUACUGGCCUUAGGGGACUGAUGAUGCGCCUUACUAUUGAAACCCAGCAAUGAUUCUGUCAAUGCUGCACAUUUUUCUGUCUCCUUUGGAGAUGAGAGAGGGUUAUGCCUACCUCUCUGGCUGAGGAAGAGAGUUAGUGUUAGAGCUGGGCUGGUUUGUCAGCACUGUGAAUGGUGGUGCUGGCUGGAGGGAUGGUCCAUCCAGGAAACUGGCUUGCAAGUCAACUGGAGGGCAAGAUUCAUGCCUGCUACUUCAGAGACCUUGCUUCCUUCCCCUUGCACCCUGAGUAUUUUGUUUAAUCAGGGAUAUUUACCUUUGCUUUUGCCCUCCACUGCUGACCAGCUGUUGCAGCCCAGGUGCCUGCCUCCUCCCUUAUCCAGAGCAACCUUGCAUGAGCUGGAGGAUUUAUGAUUUGCUGCAGACAUGGACGGUAGCCUUUGUAAAGUGGAAAAGGAAGCAGCCAUAAAUAACAGAGAGAGGACAGUGCCAUGUGGUGGUUUUUCAUUUACUAGAUAGUCCUACUUUGUUCUUGAUGAGUAAUGGAGGCAUUUGAAUACGCCGCGAUGACAGCAGCAGUCUGGCUCUGGGAAGGUGUCUUCGUGGGCCGGGUGAGGAUGGUGGCGGUCAGGACACUCGGACCGUGCUGUGUACCUUCCCCUCUGAUCUCCACUCUUUCGCCUCCUUCUCUCGCGCUCUUUUGCCGCUCUGGGCAUUCUGCUUUGUGAGGCUGCAUUGCAACAAGCCCAAGCCUCGCCGGGUGCCGGCCGGUGCUCGGUCCUGAUGCGGGAUCGCUCCGUGCGUGCGGGGCGCGGAUCAUGGCCCGGGCAGGUGCGGCUGGCUGCUGCUGCAGACGCUCCUUGCUGUGGAUUGCGCUGUUGCAAAGAUCCCAUCUAAUGCCGAGGCUGAAAGAAUCGCGCUCCCACGAGUCUUUGCUCAGUCCUAGUAGUGCUGUCGAGGCUCUGGAUCUCAGCAUGGAGGAGGAAGUGGUCAUCAAGCCAGUCCACAGCAGCAUCCUGGGACAAGACUAUUGCUUUGAGGUGACGACUUCAUCAGGAAGUAAGUGCUUCUCGUGUCGUUCUGCAGCAGAGCGAGAUAAAUGGAUGGAAAACCUGCGGCGUGCCGUGCACCCAAAUAAGGACAACAGCAGAAGGGUGGAGAAUAUGUUAAAGUUAUGGAUUAUUGAAGCCAAGGAUCUGCCAGCUAAGAAAAAGUACUUGUGUGAAUUAUGCCUGGAUGAUGUUCUUUAUGCACGAACUACCUGUAAAUUGAAAACUGAUAAUGUAUUUUGGGGGGAGCACUUUGAAUUUAAUAACCUCCCAUCGCUCAAAAACAUUACAGUGCACUUAUACAAAGAGACUGACAAGAAGAAGAAGAAAGACAAGACCAAUUUCAUUGGACAAGUGAACAUCCCUGUCAGCUCUGUCAUGGGCCGGCAGUUUGUAGAGAAAUGGUACCCAGUGGUCAGCCCCAACCCUGGCAAGGGGAAGUCCCCAGGGCCCAUGAUCCGCAUCAAGUCACGCUACCAGAGCAUGAGCAUUCUUCCCAUGGAGAUGUACAAAGAGUUUGCUGAGUACAUCACCAACAAUUACAUGGUGCUGUGCUCCGUGCUGGAGCCCUCGCUGAGCGUCAAGAACAAAGAGGAGAUGGCGUCCGCGCUGGUGCACAUCCUGCAGAGCACAGGCAAGGCCAAGGAUUUCUUGACUGACCUGAUGAUGUCUGAAGUUGAUCGCUGUGGUGAGAAUGAGCAUCUCAUUUUCAGGGAGAAUACACUGGCCACCAAAGCAAUUGAAGAAUACCUGAAGCUGGUGGGGCAGAAAUACUUGCAAGAUGCCUUAGGGGAAUUUAUCAAGGCACUGUACGAAUCAGAUGAAAAUUGUGAGGUGGAUCCCAGUAAGUGUUCAUCUUCGGAUCUUCCUGAACAUCAGAGCAACCUGAAAAUGUGCUGCGAGUUGGCCUUCUGCAAAAUCAUCAACUCCUACUGUGUCUUCCCAAGAGAGCUCAAGGAAGUUUUUGCCUCAUGGAGACAAGAAUGCAGCAACCGAGGCCGCCCAGACAUCAGCGAGCGACUGAUCAGUGCCUCCCUGUUCCUCCGGUUCCUCUGUCCUGCCAUCAUGUCCCCGUCCCUCUUCAACCUCCUGCAGGAGUACCCCGAUGACCGCACUGCACGCACUUUGACCCUCAUUGCCAAGGUCACCCAGAACCUUGCCAACUUUGCCAAGUUUGGCAGCAAAGAGGAAUAUAUGUCCUUUAUGAAUCAGUUCCUGGAACAUGAAUGGACUAACAUGCAGAGAUUUCUACUGGAGAUUUCCAAUCCUGAAACCCUCUCAAACACAGCUGGCUUUGAAGGCUACAUUGACCUGGGCCGGGAAUUGUCCACUUUGCACUCGCUGCUCUGGGAAGUCAUUUCUCAGCUGGAGCAGGGCACUACAACAAAACUUGGGCCUCUGCCUCGGAUCCUGAGGGAUGUCAACUCAGCACUCAGUAACCCAGCCUGCGUGCAGGUCUCGGUCACGGCCGAUCACACCGCGUCCACGCCUAACGCUGGCAACAGCAUCUCUGCAGGGCUGCAGAAAAUGGUGAUAGAGAAUGACUUAUCUGGUCUGAUAGAUUUCACACGGUUACCAUCUCCAACCCCUGAAAACAAGGACUUGUUUUUUGUCACAAGGUCUGCUGGGGCCCAGCCCUCUCCUGCCCGAAGCUCCAGUUACUCAGAGGCCAAUGAGCCCGACGUGCAGAUGUCUAAUGGCAGCAAGAGUUUGUCCAUGGUGGACUUGCAGGACAAUCGGCUCUUGGACAGUGGGGCCAACGCUCCCGGCACGGCUGACUCGCUCAAUGACAGUCAGUCGUCCCUCGGGCAGUUGCAGGGCGUAUGGACCACGCGGACUCAGCAGAACAGCGUGACGGGCAUGGCCACCGUGCGCCGGGUGGGCCAGACCCCCACCACACCCAGCGGCGAGAGCGCUCCUGGCCGGCCCCAGCUCCUGGCGCCCCUCUCCUUCCAGAACCCCGUCUACCAGAUGGCCGCCGGGCUGCCGCUCUCCCCCCGUGGCCUGGGCGACUCCAGCUCCGAGUGCCACAGCUCGCUCAGCUCCCACAGCAACAGCGAGGAGCUGACAGCCAACAAACACGGCUUCACCGCCCCCACUGCCAGCGAGGACUUCACCCGCCGGACAGGGGAGCUGGCGCGCCGGCAGCUCUCGCUGACAGAGAAGGGUGGUCAGCCCACCAUGCCACGGCAGAACAGCGCGGGGCCACAGCGGCGGAUAGACCAACCGCCCCCGCCACCCCCGCCCGUCAGCCGGGGACGGACGCCACCAUCCCUGCUCAACACGGUUCAGUACCAGCGGCCUUCCAGUGGCAGCAUGAUGUCCUCCUCGCCGGACUGGCCAGGCAGCGGGGCCCGGCUCCGUCAGCAGUCCUCCUCCUCCAAGGGUGACAGCCCGGAGAUGAAGCAGCGCACGAUGCACAAACAGGCCCCUUCUCCUGUGAACCCCAAUGCCCUGGACCGCACUGCUGCUUGGCUUUUGAAUAUGAACAUGCAGUUUUUAGAAGAUGAAAGCAUUGACCCAGAUUCCAAGCACAGGGAUAAGCUCAGGAAUAAGGACGAGCUCAGCCAAGCAGAAAAGUACCAGCAGGACCUGGUGGUGCUGCAGGACAAGCUUCGCAUCUCCAACAAGAAGCUGGAGGAAUAUGAGACUCGCUUCAAGUGCCAGGAGGAGACAACUCAGAAGCUGAUGCUGGAGUACCAGGCCAGGCUGGAGGAGAGUGAGGAGCGGCUCCGCAGGCAGCAGGAGGAUAAGGAGAUCCAGAUGAAGGGCAUCAUCAGCAGAUUGAUGUCAGUUGAGGAGGAGUUAAAGAAGGAUCAUGCAGAAAUGCAGGCUGCUGUGGAUUCCAAGCAGAAGAUUAUUGAUGCACAGGAGAAACGCAUCGCUUCCCUGGACGCUGCCAACGCACGGUUAAUGAGUGCCCUUACGCAGCUGAAAGAGAGGUACAGCAUGCAGACACGUAAUGGGAUCUCCCCCACAAACCCAACUAAAUUGCAGAUUACAGAGAAUGGAGAAUUCAGAAACAGCAGUAAUUGUUAACCCACGGAGGGUGCUGCCGCAGGAGAGGAGGCCUGGCCAGAGAGACCGUGCAGCAGCAGUGCGAGCCGCGGCUUCCGAGAACGGCUGCUCUCUCCCAGAGAUCCCAGCUCCUUACUGCGGACGGCGCGUGACUCGGCCUUUGUGGGAGAUGCUGGUGCCAGCAGCACAUUGAGGGGACGGAAAGAUCGAGUGUGAGAUGAGUGGCAUAAGGAAAUAACAUAUAUAUAUAUAUAUAUAUAUAUUUGAGAAUCGCUGUCACUGUCGGAUUCGAGUCAGUGUUUAAUGUUUAAACAAAAGUUAACCUUGUCCUUCUAAAACUGCCCAAAGGAUAUGCCUCACCCCUCCCAGCAAGGAAUAACCUCCUUGUCGUGGCAGUAAGCAGAAUAAAGGGAGCUGGGCAGAGCCUGCAGCAGGCAAUGGCCCAGUGAAUCCAGUUUGAGGGUGCUGCUGGGUGCAGCCCUACGAGGGAUGGCAGCAGAGCCUGACCCGCUCCUGUGGCUCCCCCCAGAGCACAGCUCUCUCCCAGAGCAAACCCCAGAGCUGAGCCCUGUGUGGUGUGUGGAGUUUGCAGUGGGUGACUAUCCACAGGGUAUUUAUGCAGCUGACGAGUGUUUAAUUAACUCCACCCACCCAGGGAGUACAGUUCCCAGGAAAGGUCAGGGCACACUCUACGCCAUGGUGGCCCCAGGGGAGCUGCGUGGGGACCAUGGUGGAGAGAGUAUGGCUGGUGCUGCUGCGGGUUCUGGGGGAGCAGAGCAAGCCCAAGGAUCCAGCACAUGGGUGGAGGGAGGAGCUGGUGAAUGGCAACUUGAUUCCUCUCUUCAGCUUCUGCUCCCUCAGAAAUAGUGGGGAAGAGUUUUUUUAAGCAGCAGCCACAGGGCACUGCCCCCACACGCACACUUCCAGCCACAGAAUAAAGCAGAUGUUGCUUGAGCUUGGUCCCUGAGCUGUGGGUGAGGGACACGGGCUGGAUGUUCUGGUGCCUGUUGUGGUAGAGGGGGAGCAAGGGGCUACCUGAGAUGGUCAGCGUCUGGCUUGACAGAGGGUUCAUUGUGGGGGUGUAAUUCUCUGUGCAAAGCUUUUUACUAUUUCUGGGGAGAAAAACAAAGAAAGAAGAAAAAGCCCUGAAGAACCAUGAAGAUCGGUAAUUGUAUUUCUUUUCUUUCACAGUAUGCAUUAGAAAAAAAAAGAUCCCAUUUUCUGGAAUACUGUCCUCUUUAAAUUGGGAAUGAGCACUGCAUGGAAAUUAACCGGCUCGAAGAAUGUAAAACAUGGUCAUAAGGGAGUAACCAACAAGAACAGCAGCCACCACCGAGAGCCCCCUUGUCAGGAGCACUGUGCAGGCAUAAGCCAGGAUUAGACUUUCCCAACUGCUGCAGCACACAGCCCAGCAGAUUCAGACACUUUGUGCUCAGCGGAGGGGUCACCUCCUUAACGGGGGAUUGUGCCGCUGACCUGCUGCCACGCUGCCACGGUGUGUUUGUUGCUUUGUCUUUUUGGUUUUUUGAUUUUUUGUUUUUUUUUUUUAAGUUAGUACUCGAUGACUCCCAGUCUCAGAGCAGGUCCCUCGUACCAAGAGCCAGAGAGAUUUCUCUGAGAUACGGAUGACAGUGUACAGGACAUCUGCCUUUUCCUCCCACUAAAGUUUAACACACUGCUCAACGCCUGUCCUAGCUCCUCCUGCCAUGUGUAAAUGUACAGCCAAAGGGAUUAGGAUGUCCACUGGGCUCUGCACAGCGUAGGGACCAUCUCCAGCCUCACCCUACCUAGGCUGUCUGAGCAGGACACUUUGCCAGUAAGCUCUGCAUUGCCAUGCUGCCCUGCAGCCCUAAGGCUCCUUAACAGCAUUCUUCAUUCUUCCACAUGCAAUUGUUUUCAAAAUUAAAAAGAUGCUUGCUUUUUUUUUUUUUUUCCCUAAAUAUUUUUUCUGUUCCCUGGAAGCCCUGGGCCAAGCCUGGUGCAGCUUGGUCCUUGGAGGAGUGAACACUGAGGUCUCCACACCCCACCCAACGCCUGCAGAAUGGUGCAGUCACACAUGACCCCAAACGGAGCUCCUCAGAGCAAAGUAAUCACUAAGUCUUUGUGGCAAGUACAGUCACCUUUGAAUUUUGGAGACUAGCACAGAUGACUUUGAAGAAUCUCACAAAACUGACAAGGUUACAACUGGAAAAAAGACCCAGACAGGUUAGGAGCACCCAGGGUACUGUGAGCCGUUGGGUCCGUACACUGCCACCUGCCAUCGGCUCAGAAUCAAACCCUGCAAAAAAAAAAAAAAAAAAAAAAAGACUUCCUUUAAACUGCUGUGGCCCUGAGAUGUGUGUUUAGAGCUGAUUGUUUUUGAGUUCCAAAAUAUUUGUGUUGGGAGAGACUGGAAGUUUUUCAAGAGAGAAGGAACAUAGAGGAAUGGAAACUAACAGGGCACAGGGGCAGGUGCCCCAUCACCAGCAUGUUUCCCUUCCUACAUGGAAGUAAUUUUGGGAUGCAGUCAGUGCUCUCUGUAAGAACUGGAAAAAAAAAAAAAAAAAAAAAAGAAACACCCAAAUCCCAGUUGUUUAGUACUGAAGCUAAGCACAUCUUAAUCUUCUCAACCACAAGCCAAGGCACAGCUCCCCCCACCCUGCUCUGAUCUGUCCAGAACUCCUGAUUAACCUCAAAAUUGCAAAUUACCGAACACAAAUUGUUCUGCUGAAAUAGCAGGAAUGUUUAAAUCCUUCCACAGUGAGUUAGUGAAGUCUUAGAAGUUCCAGUACCUUCUGCAGUUGUUUAGUUUCCUGAGCCAAUAUGCAAAGAAAUGCAAAUCAGGACAAAGUCUGGUUACAGUAGUGAUUCCCUGCCCACCCCCCUUUUUUUCUCUGUCUCUUUCCACAACUGUCAACAACUGGACCUAAACGUGACCCUCCCCUAGGAUGCUCUGGGGAUAGGUUUAAAGAUCCAGGCUCAGCUCAGUUCUGUUACUUCAGUUUGUCUUUCUGUUAUUUAUAAACUGUACAUUGCUGUAUGUGAGCGUGUGUGUGUGUGUGAGUGAAGGAGUCAGUGCCAGCCCUGUGUGGCCAGGCUCCCCGAGGUGGCCUGGGACCUGGUGUCUGGCACAGCCAUCCCAGAGGCCACCCCCGAGGUGCUGGUGGCACCAGAGCACCCACGACCCCGUCCUGUUCUGUGAGUGGCUCCAUUUUUGUUCCCAUUCUUGCCCUUUCUACAGUAAGAAUCUGUUGUAGUGCAAAUGCGUCCAAGUGUAACAAAAGGAAAAAACAAACAAAACACACUCAGAUUUUUAUCUUAAUACAAGUCUUAAUAUUUUUUUGUAAAUGUUUUCAGUGUUUACUGUAAUGUAUCUAUCUCACUAACAGUUGUAUAUAGUAACUUCUGGUGCUGCUUAUUUGGUCAGGAUUUGGCUGUAUCUCACUGCUGUUUUGGAGAGGUGGGCUCCAAGUAGCAAAUCUGGAUCCAGAUAAAGGUUAUGAUUUCAGCCUCUUCCCUUUGAGGGAAGGAGAAGGGAGAGAAGCCUGGGAUCCAGAUUUGGGUUGGUCCACCUCAAGGAUUCUGUUUUAAGAGUUUUGAUUUGGGGUUUUGUUGAACUGUAGAGAACACUGCUAAAAAAGUGAGCAAAGUUUUGUGUAAAGGGGGAUGAAAUGGACUGAGCAGUAUCCCAAGGUCUCUGUAAGUAUCACCAUUUCAGACAGGGAUUAUUAUGGCUUCAGUGCCAAAAAAGAUUGGAGGGACCCAAGUCCUUCCCUAUGCCAACUAAAACUACAGUGUAGUCACCAGCCCCUUUUGCACCAGUUUAAGCAAAUCCUGCUGCCAUCCAAAGAGUCCUGUAUCAUUCUGCAUUGUCAUUUAAGUCCAGUUGGGGUUUUUUUUUUUUUUGUUCUCUGCUUUUGCAGUUGUAUAGCACUGAUUGCACUGUGAGAACACACUGAAUCCUCUGGCCUGGCAGCCAGCCCCAUAGCUUGCUGCAGGGUGCAGGACACAGGUUCUGCUAUUACAAAUAUUCCUAAAUGGAGAAAGGAUUUGGUGGACCUGAGCAAGGCACCACAGCCUCUCCUGGGAAAGCAGUCAGCAAAUAAUCAAUCAUUCCCAAAGUUCAGAGCUUUCUCUGGUACUAAUGCCAAUAUCCAGAGGCAACAGAAAACACAGCAAGGUCUGUUCUGUGAUGAGCAAGGGGAGGAUUUUUAUGACAGGAGAUGGCAGCUGCACUGAUGGCUCUGGCCAGGCCAGCCCCAAGGUGCAGCUCAUCCCAACUGAGCUGCAAGGGGCUCAUUUCUCCUGCAGUCCCAGGGCAGGGGGAACAGCCCCUGGA
Molecule: messenger RNA, 8592 nt
Organism: Calypte anna (Anna's hummingbird)
Lineage: Eukaryota; Metazoa; Chordata; Aves; Apodiformes; Trochilidae
Gene: DAB2IP
Product: DAB2 interacting protein
Exons: 14
Coding region: 1026-4295 (1089 amino acids)
Biological process (GO): regulation of GTPase activity
Source: RefSeq, a predicted model, not a curated record